CCCUCCGAAACCUUCAGGAUAGCCAACGACCCUACCCCAUCAUCAGGCCAAUGCGUCCGCAUCUACGACGUCCCCGACAUCCUCCGCCUCCGCGCGGCCCUACCCCAUCGUGACGGGGGUUUCCAAGUCCACGGCGACGUCAUGACGCCCCUGGCCUGCCCAAUCCCGACUCCUGAGGACGACGGGGAUGUGGACGAUCCGGAAGACGUACGCGACACCCUCUCGCCCCUUCCGGUCGUGCAGGUCGACGCAGCGAGACACUUCACAAUGAAGGCGAAGUAUAUGAGCGAAGUCACAAACUUACUACAGUGUCAACGCGCCUCCCCGAGGGCCAUCCAACUCCUGGGGAGGUCGGCGUCUGGAGAGCUCGUCUUCGAGCGCCACCUCACUCGCUACGACGUCGGGCGGUACUGCUCGAUCGCCAUCUACAAGCGCUGGAUCCUCGACAUCAUCGACGCGCUGGCGUGUUUGCAUGGGAGGGGAUCGUUCAUAAGGAUCUGAUAGUCGACAACCUCCUCUGGUCCGUCGACGGCCAGCGCGUCGUCGUGUGCGACUUGGAGAGUCACUGGGGGCUGCGACACGCGCCGGAGGUGUCGUGGGGCCGGAGGAUCGGGCUAGUAUUGAGGAGUUGAGGGUGAUGGUUGAGGCGAUUGACGAUGGGGAUGGCGAUUCGCCUUCAGGCACAACCCCUACCGCCCUAUCCUGUCAAUCCAUCCAAGAGCCAUCGUCAAUCGACCAUGGGUGGAGUUUUACGAAACCAGAAUUCCCACAUCGUUCCUCCUCCUCCU
Messenger RNA from Aaosphaeria arxii CBS 175.79, 788 nucleotides. RefSeq lists its product as uncharacterized. The transcript has a single exon. The record is from RefSeq and is a predicted model, not a curated record. The annotation marks the transcript as partial. NCBI's taxonomy places the organism in Eukaryota, Fungi, Ascomycota, Dothideomycetes, Pleosporales.